Messenger RNA from Coccinella septempunctata (seven-spotted ladybird), 705 nucleotides. RefSeq names its product probable 28S ribosomal protein S25, mitochondrial (gene mRpS25). The record is from RefSeq and is a predicted model, not a curated record. Gene Ontology annotation, molecular function: structural constituent of ribosome. Gene Ontology annotation, cellular component: mitochondrion. The transcript has 4 exons. The coding region runs from base 130 to 639 and encodes 169 amino acids. Lineage: Eukaryota; Metazoa; Arthropoda; Insecta; Coleoptera; Coccinellidae.
AAAUAUAACCUAUAAUAAUUAAGUAAAAGUUUAGAACAAGAAGAUAUAUCUUUUUGAUAACUUAUUUCAUAUUAUAAAUAAUAUAACUAAUUUUCGUAAUUUUAUAUCAACAUACGAAAUAAUUGAAAUAUGCCUUUUAUGAAAGGCAGGGCUCCUGUAAGGAGAACCCUUCAGUAUUUGGAAGCAGGAAGAUUGGUGCUGAAAGACCAGAUUAAAAUAUUAACAAUUAAUUAUGGUUUGAAUUCAAAGAAUAACGCUGGGACUAAAGAUUUUGUUUUUUGGCAUUUACCUCAAGUUCAAUACAAAAAUCCAAAUGUUCAGAUUUUAACAUUGAAGAAUAUGGCACCAUCACCAUUUGCUAGAGUGUUUUAUGAAACUGGCCAUCAAAUGUUAAUAGACCUUGAUAGUAGAACCAAAGAUGAAAUACAUGAACAUCUUAUUAAAGUUAUCGGGAAAUCGCAGAAAGUCCUAGAAGAGGAGGCAAUUGCAAGAGAAAAAAAGGACAACCCAGCCAAUUUUGGGGAAUUAUGUGAUAGACAUUGUAUAUGUGAAAUACCUGGGCAAGUUCCAUGUCCCCAAACUUGUCCAUUACCAAAACAUUGGCGAGGAAAAUAUAAAUAUAAUAAAAUUGUGGAAUAGAGAAAUAAAAUAAUCUAUUUUCGUUCAAUUCCUGCAGAAUAAAACAUACAUUUCUUGUAGCACCAU